Mesorhabditis belari is the source of this 1476-nucleotide messenger RNA. NCBI's taxonomy places the organism in Eukaryota, Metazoa, Nematoda, Chromadorea, Rhabditida, Rhabditidae. The record is from the annotation of a GenBank genome assembly.
AUGCUCGGCCCCUUUUUCAGCGAUCUUUUUGGCGGUGGAUGUGAUUGUCCUCAAUCGUGCUCGGCUCAACCGUCGACUCAACCCUGUCAAAUGUUUUGCCCGAGUUGUCAAGGUUCCCCACAAUAUUCUCAACGUUUCUACCCCCCGCCAAGUCCUCCAUAUCUAUCUCCAUCCACAUACCCAAUUCAACAACCACAAAUCCCAUUUCCGAGACAAUUCUAUGCCAAACCAGCCCAAUCACAGCAACAACAGCAACAUUUUUCCGCAACCUAUUCACCGCUUAGACCGCUCGUGCAAUUCAAUCCUAUGCCUCAAACCUAUAGAAUGCUUGAACCGAUUCUCCAACCAGCUCAACAACCACAAUACGCACAAGUGAACCGAUCUCCGCCUCGAUCAUCUCUUCCGCCUCCACCUCUUCCACUUCCACCUCUUCCACUUCCACCUCUUCCAAUUCCAUCACAGUCUCCUCCUUAUUCUCCUCCGCAAUUCAUUCAACAACCGGCAACCACUUUUCCUUCAGAGAUUCAGUAUGGACGAAACGAAAACGAAAACGGAGCUGCUUUACAAUCGGUGACCGAAGCGACUCUUUCAAAAGGACAAACAAAUGGAGUCGAACAGCCGGAUGGUGAGAGUUACGAUGAAGAGAUGCUAAAUCGAAAUGAUGGAGGCUUUUCGAAUCCUCAGACAGACUCCUAUGAAUCAUAUGAAUCGGUGGAAAAAUCUGCAGUUGACGAGCCAAAUCCUCAAAAUGGAUACAAAGAUGACACAUUUCAAAAUCAACAAGUUAGAUUGCCUCGAACCGAUACACUGACAUCGGAAGAGAAAUUCGAGUUAGCAAUGAGAAAAGGAGCGAUUGAUUACGAGGAUGGAGGGUUGAGUGAAGCGAUUAAGCCUGUUAAAACAAAGCAUUCAAGUCUUCAAAAAACCUCUCAAUUCAACGAUCCAUCGGUGAAGAAAAAUGAGAUUUUCGCUGACGGAUUAUCGAUUUUGAAAGAACAGAUGAACAACGAAUCUUUUGAGAGUUUAAAUUUGCGAUCAGAAGGAGGAGGAAAUAAAAAAAAAGGUCAAAUGACAAAUGAGGAAAUGGAGAUUUACGAUGAUUUACUCGGAUCGAGUUUUGGGAGAAGCUUUGAGAAAGACGGAGAAUCACUAAGUGCAACAACCACAUCCACUCAUUUCUCAUCACCGUCAUAUAAAGAAUAUGCAUUGCCAUCAUUGAGAAAACCGCAGAAAAUGAAACGAGAACAUCCAUCGAAAUGCGCAUCGGAUAAGUUGAGAUCGUUGAUGCACCAGUCAAUGUCCUCCUCUCCAUCAACGUCAAAACAAUUGGUUUAUUCGGCGGUGAGGGCGGCUUUCGAUGAGAAAUCUCCGGAUGUCAUUUGUAGUCGAUCGUCAUUUUCGUACAUCGUUGUCACGUCACCGAUUUAUUGUGAACACCGGAAAGCCCCAGUCACUUGUUUUGUCUAUUUUCAGCCU